This is a messenger RNA of Lathyrus oleraceus (garden pea), 555 nucleotides long. RefSeq lists its product as uncharacterized. The transcript has 4 exons. NCBI's taxonomy places the organism in Eukaryota, Viridiplantae, Streptophyta, Magnoliopsida, Fabales, Fabaceae. The record is from RefSeq and is a predicted model, not a curated record. The coding region runs from base 1 to 555 and encodes 184 amino acids.
AUGGAAUUUGUUACGAGUCUAAUUCAAGAAGAGACCACAAGCCCUAUUGAAGAAGAGACUGAGGCAUGCCAGGGUAGCUCAGCACGUACUGUUCGGCGGGAGAAGAGUCAACAGGUUUUGGAGGCUCCUAGUCCCUCUGGUCAGGAAGAGCCGUCUACUUCUGUGGCUCGUGAUUCUCCUCAUGCCACUCCAUCUUCUUCUUCUUCUUUUUCCCUCCCACCUCAUGUCUCAUCUUUUACUGAUGAUGAUGUUAAUCCAGUGCCACCUCCGGAGGGUGAAGCUGAUGCGGAUGUUGAGCCAGAGACUUUUGGAGGUGGUCCAGUUGAUUUUUCCUUACUACCUAUGUAUCCAUACCAUAGUGACAGACAUAUAUGGGACAAAGAGGAGCGUGAUCUGCAGAAGUUUCUUAACCACAUGGGGAAGAUUGUUGUGUUGCCUCUUCCGAAUGAGGAUUGGUUUCAAUCAGUUUUGUCUUUAUCUGGUCUGAAGGACUUGUGCAUGACUGAUUAUACUACGGUCAACCACGGGAUGCUUAAUGCAUUCGUGGAGAGAUGA